GCGGGAGCGCGCAGUGUCGCGAACGCGCACUCACUCACCCACAGAGACAGACUGCGAUUGGAAGCGCGAGGCGGUUCAGAUCGUGUGUUGUGUAUUGCAGACGCACAGUAUCUUUUCACGCAAGUGCCGAGGACCGCAAGGGAAAAGUUUAUUUCAAAGACUCUCCAACUAACGGGCAUGACCGCUCCCAGAUCCCCCUGAACGCCAGAUGAGCAAGAGAUGUGGAUCCACUUACAGUCUGGCUUCUGAAUAACGCUCGGACAGAUUGAGCCAUGACAGAACGGGAUGGCCGCUGUGAUUUUUCACUCACCCCGGGGCAGGUAUAUAUCGAGGUGGAGUACGAUUAUGAGUACAAGGUGAAAGAUAGACUCAUCUCCAUACGGCAGGGAGAAUGCUACAUGUUGGUUUGCAAAACCAAUGAGGACUGGUGGCAAGUUCGUCGGGAUGAGGGCACCAAGGCUUUUUAUGUUCCUGCUCAGUACGUCCGAGAAGUCCGGCGCGCCCUUAUGCCGCCACCCAAACCUCGCGCGAAGCCCCCCAAUGUUCUUGAAAUCGGCCAGUGCCGAUCGUCGAAUGAAAAUCUCAACCAACGCGCUCCUACGGAAAGGUACAGCUUCAGCAGGCCAUCUCCUUCGACGACGCCUUCCCCGUUACCAGGUCAACAGACCUCGCCUUCGUUGUUUCGGGACACCAAUCAGAACCCGGGGAUGAAGAGCGUUGUUGCCCAGCUCACUCUGCUUAACAACAACAACCAUCAUUGCUAUCACCAUGGCAACCCCACAGUUCCACAAGGGCGAGCGGAAUCCCCUCCACGAGAGCAAGGCUGCCAGAGGAAGCUCCCAGGCGGCUUGUCGGUGGACACGGACGGAAGCGUGUCACCAGCAGAUGGGUUGGAGAAAAUGAGAAAUGACUCUGAAUCUGGAGAUGAGCUCAGCAGCAGCUCUACCGAACACAUACAGGGCAUAUCACCCACCGGACAGGGUCGACCCGAGUCCCCCGUUUACACCAACCUCCAGGAGUUAAAGAUCUCUCAGUCGUCUCUCCCUCCCGUUCCCUCUUCCUCCCCUCUGCACGUCCUGGGCGACUGGGAAACGCACAAAGAUACGAGUGGAAGAAACUUCUACUACAACCGCAUGACUCAGGAGAGGACCUGGAAACCACCGCGCUCACGAGACAGUCGUGGGGACACUGGAGGGAACCCUGGAGACAUGGAGCAGCAUUUGUCCUCUGAGGAGAACUGUCCCAGCACACGCUCCAGUCAGUCAGACAGUCAGUACGGAUCGCCCCCUAGAGGCUGGUCUGAGGAACUGGAUGAACAUGGCCACACACUCUAUGUGUCUGAACACACUAAUGAGAAGUGGAUCAAGCAUGUGGACGAACAAGGGCGGCCGUAUUACUACAACGCUGAUGGAUCACGCUCAGAGUGGGAGUUACCAAAAUAUAAUCUCUCUCCUCCGAUCUCUGGAGAAGCUCCUAAGAGUCACAGUUUGGAAAGGAAGCAGCAGGAGCCCAUUGUUCUGACCAAGUGGAGACACAGCACCUAUGUUCUGGACAUCAAUGAGAAGCUUCCAUUCAAAAACAGAUGGUUCACCGUGAGCCGCCUCCCCAGGGGCUUCGGCCUAUCACUGUUCAGAGAACCCUCAGAAAAGUGCGGUGUUCUCAAUGUCACCAAGAUCACCGAACAUGGCAAGAAAGUCAGGAAGAACUGGGCCUCUACCUGGACUGUCCUGCAGGGAACCUCUUUACUUUUUGCAAAGGGUCAGGGCAGUGGCACCAGCUGGUCGUACUGCCGCAAUGGUUCCUUUCCUGAACUCCUCCUUUCAUUGCUAAGUAACUGGAAGCAUUCGAUUAAGCCCCGCCCCGCGGUGCCCUAUACAAACUGUAGACGCAGCCGGGCUUCCUCUUUUGGAGGCUACCAGUCCAAACCAGAAUUCACAGUGGACCUGCGAGGAGGUUCGGUCGACUGGGCAUCCAAAGAAAAGUCCAGCAAGAAACAUGUCAUCGAGCUGAAGACACGAGUGGGCACAGAGCUGCUGAUCCAGUCUGAGAUUGACACUGUUAUUAAUGAAUGGUUCAGAGCGCUUUCUGAGACCAUCAACACACAUGCUUGGGAGUCUGAUGAGGCCAUUGAAGAGGACAUGCCCGAGUCUCCCGGUACUGAGAAACACGACAAAGAGAAAGACCCCCGAGACUCAAAGAAAAACAGAGUGAAGAACUCCAGUUUGGAUUCGUCUGAGCAGAAGAAGACCAGAGUCAAACUGAAGAAGUUCCUCACACGGAGACCCACCUUGCAGGCUGUCAGGGAUAAGGGCUACAUAAAAGAUCAGGUGUUUGGCUGCAGUUUGACUGCCCUGUGUCAGAGAGAAGGCACUUCCGUACCUCAUUUUGUCAAGAUGUGCAUCGAGCACGUGGAGAAUACAAGCUUGACUGUUGAUGGCUUGUACAGAGUCAGUGGAAACCUGGCUGUCAUACAGAAACUGCGCUUCGCAAUCAAUCACGAUGAAAAGGUGGAUCUGGAAGACAAUAAAUGGGAGGACAUCCACGUGACUACAGGUGCUCUGAAGAUGUUUUUCCGGGAGCUUCCAGAGCCUCUGUUCACUUACGCAUCCUUUAAUGACUUUGUUGAAGCCAUCAAACACUCAGAUUACAAGCAGCGAGUCCAGUCCAUAAAAGACUUGCUCAAACAGUUGCCAAAACCCAAUCAGGAAACAAUGAAAGUGUUAUUCAAACACCUGAAAAGAGUGAUAGAUCAUGGCGAGGUGAACAGGAUGACUACCCAGAGCGUGGCUAUCGUGUUCGGCCCGACCCUGCUGCGGCCGGAGAUCGAGACGGGCAAUAUGGCGGUUCACAUGGUCUAUCAGAACCAGAUUGUAGAACUCAUCCUUCUAGAGUAUGAGAACAUUUUUGGCAGGUAGAACAUCUCUGAGUGACACCACCUGAGAAUCAGUUCAGAGAACACGAUGCCAGAAGUUUAAUAUCUUUACUAUCCAUCACCCAAAAAUUGCACCACCGCUGUGGACCAAGCUUAAUAGAGUAUAUAAACAAACCUGAGUGGAUCUACUGUGACAUAUGACUGGAUAUAAGCGAAGAAAAUGAAUACAGAAAGGUUCUUUAUGCACUUAAUAUUUUUUGAAGUUUUGAGGAUUUACUUUUUUUUUUUGGGAUCGUCAUUCCUUGGCUUAGAAUAAGCUUGAUGGACCUUUGGACAAUUAUGGAUGGUCAACAGUCUCCAUUAUGCACUCUUUUUUUUUUUGAGAAAUGGGAAUAUUUCUAAUAAUUGGACACUGGAAUGGACUUUAUCUUGGCCAGUAUUGACGACUAGAAUGAAAGCGGACGCUUUCAAGUCUCACCAGAUUGAGUUCUUUGCAGUGAAGUGUACAAAAGUAAAACUGAUUGUGCGGUUUGAUUUAUUCAGACACGUAACUGACUUGUAUCUGGCCUCCCGAGGGCUCAGAGUUUUUGUUUUCUUCAUUUUUUUUCCUGUGGAAUAAGCUGAAAGUGCACUGUAUUAGGAAACAGUAUUAUUUGACAAUGACUACUGACCUGCGGAUAGUGGGGUCGAUUUAAUUGGACAAUGAUUAAUAGUCAGUAUUAGGACAGGAAUCCUGUUUCAAAUCGGAUAGACUCUUGUUUUGUUUUUUUCUCCAUAUCCACCCAUGUUUGCCCUCCAUCCACACCUCCCGGAAAAGUUUACUGGAAAGACCGUGCGCCUUUUUCCUUUAGGACUUCAUGCGACUGGAUAACAGACAUGCUCAUCACAUCCUUUUAAUGAGAAGACCCUCCCUUUAAUGAAAUAUCAAGACUUUCACGUGUUUGAGGUCAAGCCUGUGUUGUUUCCUUGAAAUAAAUGGCCGUGUUGUGCUGAAUUGUGUAACAGUAUGCAGAGAACCAGAUUGUUUUUCAGAUGUGAAGCCAAUGUGUCGUGUUGAGCUCUCAAGAACAGUCAGAGAUCUCGUCUCUAACCCGUGUAGCUCUCAAGGCUUACAGGAAAAAGAAAGGUGAGAUGCUUAGAUCGGCAUUUAGGCCUUACAUGGUUUCAGAUCAAUACAGAAUAUUCAUCUCCUGUUUCCUGCUCUGGCCCUCGAUGGAAAGGAGCUCGAUAACAAAUGGACAGGAUGGUACUGGAAGUAGUACUGCGGUUAGUGUUAACUGAAGGUACGCAUGGAAAACGCAAUCUCGGUCUUGUUUUUAACCAAAUUCAGAAAACAUAUGUACAGAUUAAUUCAAAAAGAACUUGAACCUGUUGUACAAAAAAAAAAAAAAUGCCAUUAAUGAAGUGUGAUGAAGUUGUGUGUCAAUCAAUAACAAGUGAAAAGAUCUAAUUUUGUUGAUGUACAGAUGAAGGAUAUGAGUAUUAGGUGGGACGGGGCAGGGGUGAUGUCAUCACGGAUUUGUGAGCUGCACACUUUGAAUGUAAUUUUCAGACUAACUGCUGUUUCUGAAAUUGACGUCUAAUCCUUAUUAAAAAAGACAAAACUCAUGGAUAAUAUUAAAGUGAUGAUGCCUGA
Carassius auratus (goldfish) is the source of this 4508-nucleotide messenger RNA. RefSeq names its product rho GTPase-activating protein 12-like. Lineage: Eukaryota; Metazoa; Chordata; Actinopteri; Cypriniformes; Cyprinidae. Gene Ontology annotation, molecular function: protein binding. Gene Ontology annotation, cellular component: cytoplasm. The record is from RefSeq and is a predicted model, not a curated record. Bases 273 to 2915 code for a protein of 880 amino acids. Gene Ontology annotation, biological process: signal transduction; regulation of GTPase activity. The transcript is spliced from 19 exons.